Messenger RNA from Seminavis robusta, 9087 nucleotides. NCBI's taxonomy places the organism in Eukaryota, Bacillariophyta, Bacillariophyceae, Naviculales, Naviculaceae. The record is from the annotation of a GenBank genome assembly.
AUGUCCAGCAAGGGAAGAAGUAGAUCUAGGAGCCCCAGGAGACGGAGGCAGCCAGAGACACAAUCCACAACUGAGGUACCGGUGCCAGUAACAACAACGAAACCAGAGGGUCCAAGCACCACAGAGAAGCUGCACGUGGAAGCCGUCAAAUGGGUCCUAGAUUACAAACUGUCGGCAGAAGAAAAGGUCCAAUAUGCCUGUCACAUGGCCCCGCCAGAGGAAGGCUGCCUAGAUCUCUCCACAUCAUCCAAAUUAACGCUUAGCCCUGCGUUGGAUUGGAGUGGUCAGUUGCGAAAAUGCUACACGCUGCUGAUGUGGAUGAAACCCAAGUCGGCCACAGAUGCCAGAGACGCUUGGAGAUCAGCUCAAGGCGGAAGCCAAGGAGAGGCUUGUCUUUAUCGACUCGAACAAGCACAGACAACUCAGGCUUGGCUAGGUGUUGAAGUCACCAUGGGUUCUUGGAAUCCAGUUGGAGAUCAUCAUGUUGAGGCAUGGGUCAAAGCGACAACCUUGGAAGGUGGUGUUAACGCUCCCAAAGUCGACGCAACACUCAAACUGCCCACAGAAACUUGGAGUUUGGUGGGAAUGACUCAUGUGUUCCCAUAUCUUAAACGCCCUCAAUGGUCGCUUUCGGUCAAUGGGCAGGUCAUAGUGACGGGAGAUCUACCUUACCCCAGUCUGGAUCACUUGACAGGGAAGAAUGCUGCUCGAAAUAUGGACAUUAGUUUCGGAGGAUUCGACGGGAUGCUAUCCAGCUGGGCCAUUUACCAAGAGCCCAUUCCACCAGAAGCUGUCGCGCUGGUGGCAGAGGCGGGUCCGAGUAUUUCCAAUUCUCAACAACCUGGUUUUGUUAUUCCGCGGGUACCCCCGAUUGCCAAUGCGAGCAAGGGAUACAGUUUGGAUGGAAGAUCCAAAGUGGGCUGUUGUCUGCUAGUCCACCCAUUGUCACAGGCGCUGCAACCGUUGGUUGAUGCUCACGUUGUCGGAUGGGGUUUCCACAAAGGGCCUACCAAACGAGAGCGAAUAGGCGUCACAGGAUCAACACGAUUUACGUGGAAUUUGACCAAAGCACCAGGGAGGACCAAAGACGUGCCACGGGUUGGACUCAUUCAACCGGCACCUCCAGUGAGAAAUCCGUUCUGGACGAUGACUGUGCAAAAUGGAGAUGUCGUGCUUGGAAGACAUGAAGUAGUUGGCACUGGGAAUGACAUGGAUGAAUCACUUGCAAACACAGCUGUCAAACGGUUCGACCCGGGCUUGUGUCCAUCAUUGCGGCUGGCCUUGGUCGAUCAAGGUUUGCAUCGUUGGAUCUUGCCUUUUUUCGUAGCAUUUCCCGUCACAAUGAUCGUCGACGAUUCGCUGCAAGCUCAACUCCAGCGUCACUCCUUGCGCCAUCUCUGGGGACUCUUACAUGAAGUACCAAUGGAGGGUAUACAGGGCCUCCCAAAGUACUUUGAAUAUGCCAAACGCUGCGGCGGCACCGAGGAAACAAAUGACGACACUUCGCAGGACCAAGUAUGCCUUGCAGCAAUGUUAUUGCACGUUCUUGCGGAAUGGAUCGCGGAGGGCGGUUCUCGCGUGCACGAACUACUUCUUCAAGAAGGCGUCUUCCACAUGCUCUCUGUUUGCUUGCGAUGGACGUUGUUACGAGCGGAAGCUUGGGAUGUGUAUAAGAGCGGCUCCAUGGAUAUGCUCGUACAGAGGUGUUUGAAAACCUCGAAGGAGGAGGACGUGUGGAUGCAGCAAAUCCAGCAAGGCUCGAGGAGGCAUCGACCAAAAUGUAUUCCGCCGAGUGUUGCUAACGCCGUUGUCCAUUUGCUAGAAUGCUGUUUCUUUGGCAGUUCGAGUUUAUGUGGUGCAAUGUCAGACAUCAAAGAUCCCUGGUCAAUUCAAUGGUUGCAGUUGCGACUCACAGGGGAUUUAGCACUGUCUGCGUUGUUCGGUUUUGCUUUGGACUUUGAUCUUUGGGGCGGAGUGCAUUACGAAAGUGCUGCUAAGAUUUGGAAGGUGGUUGCGAAAGCUUAUGGAGGUUGUCACCUCGAAGCAGGCACGGUGGUAAGGAGUCAAAUAUCGGUACAGUUUCUCUUGGACAAUAUCAGAUUAUCGCUCGACGAAGAACUGCAGAAGCCACAUGCCCAACAGUCCCGCAAUUCCACUUCACUGGCGGAUGGCAUUCCUCACUCGGCUGCUCCGCAGCUCAAACAUAGUUCUUUGCAAGAGGCUGCCAUACACUUGGCCAAUCUGCUGAAGGCGAUGCUUUUGUCAAGUUUAUCGAACCAACGGUCCAUAUCUCAAGCCGAGAAUGACAUCAGCGCCUGUGUCGGGGCUUUGUCUUCGUGCGCGCUGGGCACCGUAGGAUGUCAUGUUAUUCUGCACGCUCUUAUUGGUGUUUUGGAAUGGAGCGAAGUGCUCCCUCCAUGCGUAAAUCCAGACGACAACAAGAGGUAUAGCGGUUCUUCCAAUCCCGCGUCCACCGCCAUGCAACGAAACCAACAAAUAGGUCAGCUAGAGGAGGAGGAAGUUGAAGACGCAAAGAGAAAAUUGGCUUCUAGGCUGGUGCGGAACUUGCUGCAAGCUCAGUUUCACGAUGUUGUUGCGCCGAUGCUGCUGUCGCGAACAGUUUUCGCGGGUGAUCGCCGAGUAGCUGCUCCCGAGCCACCAGUGUACACGAUGGAUGACAGCACUAGAACAGGGGACAACGAACAACCAAUUUUGUCCUGGCAAAAUCAUUGGAGAUGGGUACUUUUGAUCUUCUCGUGGUGCGCCUCAAUGGCGGGUCCCGAAGGGAUCAUUGCAGCCAAGUCAUCUGGUUCGCUGAUCUUGGCGUCUGGCCUAGCUGGUGCUCUGGAUGGAAUCCUUCAAACGAUGGAGCCCAACUUUGUCACGACGCUUUUCCUGCCUACGAUUGCCAGUAGCGGAGCCGAUGAAGAUGCAUACACAGAUUUGCUGACAGCUCGACUGCAAAUCAUGAUGCCUCUGUUGCCAGGAAUGGUUGUAUCGCUCCUUGAUCAUCCGUCCGAUGCAUCUCCAGAUACACCGAUCCCUGUCUACAACAUGCAAGUCCUAUCAGAGUUGCUGACUGCUGUUGGUGCCUCUUUCUCUCGCAUCUUCGGCCAGUGGGGCAUCAGCGUCACUCCUUCAAAGAGUAGAAUGGGAAGCUAUCGAAAGCAAGCAAGCACAAUAGUUGUGAACCAGAUCAUUCAAUCAGCCAAGACGUUCGCACCUCCUCUUGUGAUUGUUAUCAUGCUCAUUGAAAAUCACCUUAGAGCGCGUGGCGAACCUGAAAGCGAAUCUGGCGUGGUGAAACUCCUGCAACCAGACCCCGUCCCCGUGGAAAGACCAGAUGAUGCCGAUGAAUACGUUGAGGUGUCGCGCAUAGUCAGGCAAUUGUCAUCAAGCGCGCUGAUGAACACGUACUCUCAAGAUGAGGCUGACCAGGAUACCAACAAUCCACAAAAAGAUGUCCUGACUUCCAGGCUAGAAUCUUGUCAAAGGAGUGUCCUGUCCACGUUGGCCGACUUGAUUUCAGUUUCCAUGAAGCUUGGCGGGGGCGAAGCAUCUACAUCGUUGUGGCGAGCCAUUUUGACAACCCUGAAAGAGUCAGUUGCUUACGCCGCCAAUGCACCUUCGAAGAGUGAUGCUGAAGGUGACAAGGAAUCUUCGUCGGAACCACCAACAAGGGAAGAAGCAGCCGUCGAACGCAAAGCCCAUGCCGAGUCUUUGUCUCAGAGUAUCCUUAGUCGCGUCGCUGCUGCUGUCCUUAUCAAGUGUUUGCGGCGACAGUCACAAUGGGAACUGUGGAGUGGGAAUCUCGCUUCCGCCGUCUCGAAAAUGUGCACAAUGAUUGAAGAGAAGAAUCUGUUCAACAGGUUGCUUGGACCAGCAUCUGAUAAGUACGAAGAAGGGUCUUACAGCUCGGAUCAAAUCGCGCUGCUUGGAGCGUUGAUAAGCGUUCUUGCUUAUGGCCGUGAUGUGACGGGUUGGUGCCAAAUUGUGUUGCCAAUUGCACUCGACCCAGUUGCCCCAGACAGCGAACUAAGUCUAGAUAUGGCAGCAUCUGGCGAGACGUCAGAGGACGGCACCCCGAGGAAGAAAGAGAAGAGAAACAGUGUUACGGACGUCUUCAGGAAUCUCACUCCAUCGAGAUCCAAAACCAAGAAUCGGAGCGGUGGUGCAGCCAAAUUAAUGCUGCAGGUCCUUCAACCCUCUUUGCGCAUUGUCGUUGGCUCUGUUGGGAACAUUACAACACAAACCAGAGUGCUAGCUCCACAAUCAGCAUCAUCCAACGAAGAUAACGUACAGCCGACCGGCGCUCAAGAAUGUCUGUUGCUGAAGUACACGUUGGAAGAAUUGGAAUCCACGCUUACUGCUGCAAUUGUGGGACUGUCGUUUGCCAACGCAAGGGACCAAUGCAUGAAUUCCCUGGCGGCAUUGAGACGAGCUGUUCUUCGACAUCAACACAGGCAGGAUGAGUUGGGUGUCAGUCUGUGCUACAAGAUGCUUGGCUCUGUCGCCGAGGAGAUGAGGGUACGAUACGUUGGCGAGCGCCGAAAACGCGAAACUGCCCUAUUUGACGCCUAUGAAGAGAAUGAUGCGGUUAAGCAAAAAGCCGAAGACGCAGCAGAGUCUUCACAAGCUGUGGAGAAUCUCAUGUUGGGAGGCGAUUUGCUCGGCGGUAGUUACCAGGGGCUCGCGCAGUCAGUGGAAAGCGAUGCGAAGCCAGAAAAGGUUAAACAGAAGAAGGAAGGGGGCAACGACGUUCAAGAGAUGAACUUUGACCUCGUAGACGGAGGGCCGGACACCGGCUCUGAGCGGGGGAACGAUGAUUUCGUAAUGUUCCCCGACAACCAUAAUGGAGGAGGAGGAGGGGCGAGCUCUGAUCCAAAGGACACUGGGGGAAAGCUCGGAUGGGCACAGUAUGACGGCUUUGCUACUGCCCUUGAGAAUUGUUCGAUCAUUUCGAAAUCGAUCCAUGAGAGUGAAGCCGAAACUGAAGCUGAGAGCGAUUCUGCCAGUGUGAGUACCAAUGCCGACAAGGUGAUUUCUACGUUAGCGCCCUUCCUUGACGCAUUUGACGAAGCAGUGGCUCUUGAAGCCGCGGAAUCUGAGCUUGUGGAGCUAUUCGACACUAAUGUUCGUCACGAGACGGCCGGUGAAACUACUGUGGUUGCCAUUGCACCUCAAAUAUCCAUCGCGGGGGCUGAGACUGCGGCUGAUGCCAUGACAUCAUUUAUUGAAUUUGCUGCUCUGGAGAAAUCCAGGUUGACAGAGAUCUACGGUUCAUUCCUCCCGGGCCACCGUUACAGCCGUUUGUCUUUUACCCAUCGCAUUUGCUGGGCUAGAUACAUUGAGCUCUCGGAAUGCGACCAUGACUUCAGCAUGGAGAAGUUCUGGGAACGAGGAAUCAACGAUGGCAAUAGGGAUGUGAGAAGCCGGUUGAUUACAAUGCCAUGCGUUCCCCAGUUCAAACGGUACAUUCCAAGAUACCUAGACCACGCGCCGGAGGGGAGCGAAUCAACUGAAAUAACAGAGUUUGAGUCGAGCGUUGCCAUGAACGAAGAAUCGGAGCGGCCCAUGAGAAACUCUCUCCUUCCCAAGGAUAUGUUCAGUGGGAGAAAGUCAACAAAGAAUCGAAGAAAGACAGAGUUCUUUAGCAUAACUGGAAUUCAUGAUGACGAUGAGGAGGAAGAAGAGGACUUGGAUUUAGAGUUGGACGUCUUCACAAAAACCCUGAGUGCUGCAACGGGAGGGCAUAUUGUUGACAUUACCAAGAAAGCUGUCGUCGAAGACACUAACGAACUGACAUUGGGCGGCGCAAGUGACGACAAUGAUGACGAUACUUUGAUUGCCGAGCCCGAGCAAGGCAAAGGCAACAGAAAGAAGCGCAACCAAGAAAUACAUGAUCAGAGCAUCAGGGAUACCGAGAGCGAGCGUCCCAUGAGGACUGUCUCUAUGGAUGCCAAGGCUGGGGCAGCACACUACAACAUCACGUCAAGCGCCUUCGCUGGCCCACCCGAUAACUCAUCGUCGAGUUUGAGCAUUAUGCACUCUGCAGCCGCAGCACUGAUUGAGCAGUACCUGGACAAUUGCCUUCACGUCAAAGCCGAGGGUAGUCGAAAGUGCACCAUGUUGUUGACUUCAAUGCAUUUGAUUCUAGAAUACGACAUGGAGAGCGAGGGACAUUUCGAAGGUGAAGUUCUUGCAGAACAGGAGGAAAUUGACCGCCAGAAGCGACUGAGCGAAGAAGCUGGAGCCAAUUCCAGGGACCAAGAGGUUGAUAGGAGAGUGAUGAAGCAAGCUCAGAGACACAAUCGCGAGGAGGCCCACUUGAGGCCUAAAUCCAUUCGUUUCAACCUUUCGGAGGUGUCGCACAUCUACUUGCGUCGGUACCGCCUACGCGAUUCUUCCCUGGAAAUGUUCUUCAUUCCAUCUGGAGGUACUGCCUUUGGAGGUUACGGAAUGUAUUCACCAUUGACUUCGCUGUUUUUGGACUUUGGACCGGGCCAGGAUGGAUUGAACAAGCGCGAUGACGCAGCGUUUGCCAUUAUGAGACGGACACCACCUCAAACUAUCAAGCAAUGGCCGGACAGAAGUGAGCAGUUUCUCCACGAGCAACUAAACCGACUAACCAUCGGGUGGGCCGAAGGCCGCAUCACAAACUUUGAUUACCUGCUGCAUUUGAAUAUGCUCUCUGGCAGGAGCUACAAUGAUAUUUGUCAAUACCCUGUGAUGCCGUGGGUUCUAUCCAACUACAAGUCGGAGGAUAUCCCAGACUUGAACGACCCAAACAAUUUCCGUGACCUGACCAAGCCAGUGGGAGCUCUAAAUCCAAAUCGACUGCAAGACUUCAUCGAGCGAUUCAGUACGUUCGCAGACCCUUUCAUACCGCCAUUUAUGUAUGGAAGUCACUACUCGACGAGUGCAGGUGUUGUACUUCACUUCCUUGUACGAAUGCACCCUUAUGCUGGAUUACACCGUCAGCUACAGAGCGGACAUUUCGAUGUUGCAGAUCGAUUGUUCAGCUCUAUUCCUCGAACUUGGGACGUUUGCACUGGCUCCUCGGCGGCGGAAGUGAAAGAGUUGACUCCAGAAUUCUACUGCAAUCCAUCGUUCUUGAAAAACUCAAACAAAUUCAAAUUGGGAACGUCACAAGACGGCGAUGUACUUGGUGAUGUUAAACUUCCGCCUUGGGCAAAAGGAAGCCCUGAGAAGUUCGUUGAAGUGAUGCGCAGCAGUCUGGAAAGCGAGAUUUGCUCGCAGAUGCUUCCAGAUUGGAUUGAUCUAAUUUUUGGGCGAAAGCAACAGGGACCUGAGGCCGUCGCAGCGCACAAUGUCUUUUUCUAUUUGACAUACUAUGGGAGUGUAGAUGUGGCGAACAUCGAAGAUGAUGGUCUUCGGGAAGCCACUGAACUUCAGAUUGCUCAUUUUGGCCAGUGUCCAAUGCAACUUUUCACAAGACCACACAUUCGUCGUUUGCCCCAAGAAGCGAGAUUCCGCAAGCUAUCUUUUUACCAGCUGCUCAGCACCUAUACACAGAGUCUAAAUAAGAGCGAUGCCAUCCUCAGAUCCGCUGGUAUGACGGCCAAUUGCCCCCCUGCCGAAAACGGAAACUCUUCGGCUCGUGCAUUGCAGAUGACAGAGCCAGCUUUUUUGGCAUUUUGUGCGGCACCGUUGUCCCACUGGGUACAAUUGGAUGCUCCCCCGCCAGGUCCGCACGUCCCUUUGAUAUCCGUUCGUCUUGCGGGUACAGAUCGAUGUGUGGCGGUGGAUCGGCAAGGAAUCUUCCAUUGCUUUCGAUGGGCUUGGAAGUCUGAAGAAGUGGACGAGAGCAAGUCGACAGAACCAAUCGACGUGGGUUGUUUCGUUGCCCAGAGGGAGCUCCCACGCUUCCGCAGUGUUCCCCGACUGAUUCACUUCAAUAUGACCGAUCAAGUUCCUCCUGUGGCAAUCUCAAAAACCUUAUUUGCCGGAGGAUCCGUACUUUUGGUCCUGUCGGAUGGGGAUGGUUACGGAGGGCUGGGUAUGCAGCUUCUGGACCCGUCAAAGGGCACAGUUCGGGGGGAGGCAAUAGUGCCUUCUAUUCAUUCCGCACGAAUCACUUGCAUUUCUGCAGAUCCUAUCGGGUCGGCAGCUGGUCAUGGUGGGGUUGGAGGUGAAUUGGCUGUUGUGGGGAGUGCAGACGGAAAUGCUUCAGUGUGGCGUUUCAUGUCGAGUCACUAUCUUCCGUUGCGGCCUCGCGUGCGACUGCACGGCCACCAUGGUUCCAAAGUGUGCGCUGUUGCACUAUCGGCUGCUAUUCAAUUGGUGGCAUCAACCUCUGCAGACCGUUGCUGCUUGUUCUCAAUUGGCAAUGGAUGCCUACUUCGAUCACUCUCGCCCCCGAAAGACACGCUGGACCUGUACGACUUGGGGCCGCAUGCAACGGUCAAGACUCGGUUUGCCGACACGGGUGCUUUGGCCAUCAGCGUGCAAGGUUAUCUCGUGACAGUGUGUGAAAGCUUGGUAGAGCACGCUGAAUCACCAGAGCACAACCGCCGAGUCAUCACGUUGCAUCUUUUCACCCUUGAGGGCGUCUCGCUCGGAUCUCAACCUUUGGAGAAAUGGCGUGGUAUCCCGCACAAGAUGAGCUGUACGCCUGAUGGUACCGCCGUCCUUGUUUGCGGAGGCCGGGGUACGACUGUUCACCGUCUCUCUGCACUGGCACCCUUGCAGUUUUUGGACGAGUGGCAAAUCGCCGAGACCGACAUCCCCGAAGAGGACACCAUUGCCCACGCCUGGGAUAUCGAUCUGGGUCCCAACCUAAGCCGUCCAGUCGUAGCUGCUGCAGCGUGUUCGAAUGGAGUUUUGCGGUUGCAUGCCUUGCCAGGAAUAUCCGCCUGGAGCGACAGACACCGCAAGACCAACGUAGCCCAAAGUGUCGGCAACGCCUUGGCAAAGCCAGCCCAACGUUUCAAGAAUGCUAUGGCUGGUGGGUUUGGACUUGGCGCCAAGCCCGAAGGUGGAAAGGAAUCUGGCAAUAAGGAGGGUGGUGACCAAGGUGGGGGUAUCGGAGGCUUCUUUCGCGGUUUUGGCCGUAAGAAGGGAUAA